Molecule: messenger RNA, 1926 nt
Organism: Arvicola amphibius (Eurasian water vole)
Lineage: Eukaryota; Metazoa; Chordata; Mammalia; Rodentia; Cricetidae
Gene: Dclk3
Product: doublecortin like kinase 3
Exons: 4
Coding region: 16-1926 (636 amino acids)
Biological process (GO): protein phosphorylation
Molecular function (GO): ATP binding; protein kinase activity
Source: RefSeq, a predicted model, not a curated record
GAUGCUUUCAUAGCAAUGGGCAAGGAGCCUCUCACCCUGAAGAGCAUCCAGUUGGCUAUGGAGGAGCUAUAUCCCAAGAACCGGGCCCUUGCCCUGGCCCCACACAGCAGAGCCCCCUCCCCAAGGCUGAGGAGCAGACUUCCCAGCAAGCUUCUGAAAGGAAGCUAUCGCUGUGGGGAGGUGGGAAACUGUAAUGAGGUCAUGGGAAGCAGGGCAGUCACCAGGCAUCAGGGAAAGACCCCUACGGAGCUGGCCCUGGAAGACAAGGUGAGGGCCCAGAAGAAGUGGGUAAGAGGGAAACAGGAGCCAGAACCCGGUGCCCUGCCACCACCCACAGAAGCCACUUUGGAGGAGACUCAUGCAGGUGGGGAGAAGCACCUGGGGCUGGAGAUUGAAAAGACUUCCGGGGAGAUUGUCAGGUGUGAGAAGUGUAAGCGAGAAAGAGAGCUGCAGCUGGGCCUGCAGAGGGAGCCCUGCCCUCUGGGGAUCAGUGAGCUGGACCUGGGGAGGGGUCAGAAGUGGGAUUCCGAGAAGCUGGUGAGGACCAAGAGCUGCAGGAGGGCUUCUGAGGCAAACUCCACGGAUGGAGAGGAAGGGUGGAAGGGCGAGAACCAUCGGAGCAGCCCCAGGAAUCCCCCUCAGGAGCUGAGGAGACUCAGCAACCACUCAGACAAGAAAGAAAACAGAUGCUCGGAAUCUCAGGAAAGUCACCCUCAAGGAGCAGCUAGGACCCAGAAGGACCUCGCGGAAGGUCCACCAGCCGUACAGGAUGGGCUGGUGGAUGCGAGGAAAGACUCCAGGCAUACAUGCAGGAACAAACAUGGGGCCUGGCUCCUGAGGGAGCACCAGGCCGAACCCCCACAACUCCCCAGGACCCGAGGGGAGGAGAAGGAAGCGGACCACGGGAAGAAGCCAGGUGGGUCAGGAGGAAGGAGGAUGGUGCUAGAAAAGGAGCCGAAGACGAAGCUGGAAGAGAGCAAGCCAGACCGGCCCAGUGGCCGGAAGCUGCGGCCUCUGGGCAUCGUCUCAGCUGAUGUGGAGAAGCACUAUGAAAUCGGGAGGGUCAUUGGGGACGGGAACUUCGCCAUCGUGAAAGAGUGCAAACACCGCGAGACCAAGCAGGCUUUCGCCAUGAAGAUUAUUGACAAGUCCAAGUUGAAGGGUAAGGAGGACAUAGUUGACAGUGAGAUCUUAAUCAUUCAGAGUCUCUCUCAUCCCAACAUAGUGAAACUGCACGAGGUCUAUGAAACUGAAGCCGAGAUCUUCCUGAUCAUGGAGUACGUUCAGGGAGGGGACCUUUUCGAUGCCAUCAUUGAAAGUGUCAAGUUUCCAGAGCACGAUGCUGCGCUCAUGAUCACAGACUUGUGCAAGGCCCUCGUUCACAUGCACGACAAGAAGAUCGUCCACCGGGAUCUGAAACCAGAAAACCUUCUGGUUCAGCGGAAUGAAGACAAGACUACCACCUUGAAGCUGGCUGAUUUUGGCCUGGCAAAACACGUGGUGAGGCCUAUAUUUACUGUGUGUGGGACGCCCACAUAUGUAGCUCCUGAAAUCCUUUCUGAAAAAGGCUACGGCCUGGAGGUGGACAUGUGGGCUGCCGGUGUGAUCCUCUACAUCCUCUUGUGUGGCUUCCCGCCUUUCCGAAGUCCUGAGAGGGACCAGGAUGAGCUCUUCAGCAUCAUCCAACUGGGCCAGUUCGAGUUCCUCGCUCCUUACUGGGACAGCAUCUCUGAUGCUGCCAAAGAUCUGGUGAGACAUUUGCUGGUGGUGGACCCCAAGAAGCGGUACACAGCCCACCAGGUCCUUCAGCAUCCCUGGAUUGAGAUGGCUGGGCACAGCACAGUGAACCCACAGAAGGACGAGUCCCCCAGCAGCGAGGGUCGCUUCCAGAGCCAACACAGGAAGGUUGCAGGGCAGGUGUCGUAG